UGUAAAGGAGCAGGUGAUUGACAGGUUCACAGACUGACGGUCUGUCAGCGGAAGCCUGGCAAAAACACAACAAAAAACGAACACGGAGGAGAUAGAGAGGAGAACCGGAGUCACAGCCGAGGAUAAAGUAGAUCUGAAAAUGCUUGCGAGAGCAAAUCAUCUGUCACUUGAGGAGACUGAUGUUUCUGAAGCAAGAAUUGAGACACAUAAGACUGAUGAUUUUCCCAGUCACAAGAUGAAAGGAGAGUCACCAAAGAAACAGGGUCACCAAACUGGAGGUGCAUCAUUGGAUAAACAGGAAACUGGAAAUGUUGAGUCGACUAACAUGUUCUGUGAUGACUAUGAGGAUGUUCCCGAUCGCAAGAUGAAAGAUGAGUCACCAAAGAAACAGGAUCACCAAACUGGAGCUGCAUCAUCUGAUGAACAGCGGCACCAGGAUGUCGGCGGCUCAGACCCAGAAGGAGGCCAGCGAGGCGGGCUGGAGCUGCCUGGAGGCUCUGGGUCUCAGCCAGAAGGAGCUGGUUCUGGCUGAGGCCCUGCAGAUGGAGUACGACGCCCUCUCCAGGCUCAAACAGGACAAGAGCGGAACCGACCCGGCCGGACCUCCGCCUCCAGGCCAAACCCGCUACAAGACCCCGAACCCCUCUGUGGAGCGCCCCCGACCUACCCCUGGCCAGCCAGGCCCAGCGGCCGGCGAAGGCGGCCUGCUGAGGGGCCUGUCUGGGUCCGACCCCUCCCUGAACCAGCCGGGAGGCUCCCAGUCGGCGCUGUCCGUCCUGGCCAGAGCGCCGCCCCCCCAGGGAGGCCAUGGCAAAGAGUCCCUGUACAUCCUGGAUGGUCCGAACCUCAGCAAGUUCAGGCACUCUUCAGGUUCUGGCCUCAGAGAUUCUCCUGGAUCUGGCUCAGGGUUUCUCAUCAAAGGCUUCCCCGCUCUGCCGGACGACGUUCCCCCUGCCUUACCCCCGAGGAACCCAAUCCUGCCGCCGUUGGAGAACCCCUUCCUGCCCCCUCGAGGGUCCAUGCUGGCCCGAGACGUGAACCUGUUCACGCCCGACGUAGAUCCGCCCAAAGUGCCGCCGGCGGAGCUGAACUACGACAACAUCAACGACUCACUGACCCGACUCAACGACAGCCGGCCGGUGCUGCCGCGAGGUCGCAGGGCCAACGGGGACCAAUCAGGGAAGCCUGUGGCUCGCAGCAAGACCCUCCCCCCUCAGGUGCCUCCCAGGACGUACGUACCUGUUCCCAAGACCAGCAAGAACCAGCGGAGAGUGUCGGCUGACCCGGUGUCUCUGGGCUCCAGGAUGAACGGGUUUGGAUACGAGCUGUUCCAGGUGUCGGAGGAGAGGGACGAGGAGGUGGCGGCUUUCUGCCACAUGCUGGACGUGCUGCGUUCGGCGUACCCUCACAGCGACCAGUCAAUGAACGCCGGUUUCGUUUGGUCGCCGUCGGUCGGCCAUGAGGAGCUCCAUCAGGCUCUGGGCGUCAGUGUGAAGGUCACGGUCAUCAGCGAGCACUUCAGAGAGCCUCUGACCUUCACCUGCGAUGGCUCGUCCACCGUCGACCUGCUCAUCUAUCAGACUCUGUGUUACGCUCAGGACGACCUGGACCAUGUGGACGUGGACGGAUACCUGCUGAAGGUCUGCGGACACGACGAGUUCCUCAGCAACUCUCAGACUCUGGCCAGUCUGGAGUUCGUCCAACAGUGUCUGAAGUUUGAGUGGGAUGUCCGACUGUUUCUGACCAAGAAGUCCUCCAUCAACACGGAGCUCAGCCGCACGAAAGAAGAUGAUGACAUGGCGUCUACCAUGAACCACAGCAUCCUGCUGCAGGAGCGUUCAAUCAAACAGACUGUCACCAGGGAGGCUCUGACUCUGCUUCUCGACACUUUUCAUAACGAAGCGGAAUCCUUCCUGCUUUCAGAGGUGGAGCUGCCGCUGCAUGUGGAGCGUCUCGUCCAAUCAGUGAAGGCGCUGUGCAGCUCGCUGGCUGCCGUGGAAACACCCGACGUGACGGCGGCGCUCAGCCAGCUCCCAGCAUGCCCCUGCCGGCUGCAGCCCAAAGUCCUGAAGGACGCCUCUUUGCUGGCAGUCAGAGAGAACAGAGAGAAAGUUGUGGAGAAGCUUACGGCGUCCAUCCUGGACCUGGUGGAGCUCUACUGUAGAACAUUUAAUGCCAACUUCCACCCGACGCCUCAGAGCCUGAGCUGCACGGCACCGGUUCAGGAGGCCGGCCUGGUCACCAACGUGCUCUCCUUCAACGUGCAUGCCGCCCAUCGCAUCCCCAUCACCUGGGCAGCCAGCUACGAGGGUUUUUUCCUGUCCUGCUCUCUGACUCAUGGAGGGGCGGAGCUCUGCGCACCACAGCACACCAGCAAACAGCCGGUCAGCAAAUACCUGUUUCACCUGGUGGUGUGGGACCAGAGGGUGUGCUUUCCGGUGCAGAUCAACCAAUUGCCCCGGGAGUCUCAGCUGACGGUGACGCUCUAUGCCAGCUGCCUGCCGCCACCUGGUGGCGCCGAGGAGAAGGGGAAGCAGCGGCGCAGCAUCGAGGCUCUGGGCUGGGUCACCAUGCCGCUGUUCAACUUCAGGCAUGUCCUGACAUGUGGUCGGAGGUUACUCGGUUUGUGGCCUUCAACUCCAGGAAGAAGUGGAAACGCUCGUACAAGUUCUCCCAACUUCAGCCAACCAGACAGCGUCAUCCUGCAGGUGGACUUCCCCACCUCGUUCUUCGAGGUCCGGUUCAGUACUCCGUCUCCAGCAGAGUUCUGUCCUCAGUACAACUUCUGUCGACUCGACACCAUCAGUCAGAUACAACUGCAGGACGUCCUACACAAGAAGGCCUUCUUCUGGCUGACUGUGGAGGACCGCCAUCUGCUGUGGGAGAAGAAGGCCUUCUGUCAGGCUGAGAGUGCAGCUCUUCCUCUGGUCCUAGCCAGCGCCCCCUGCUGGCAGUGGGCCUGUCUGCCUGAGAUCUACGCCCUGCUGAGACAGUGGGCCUGUCUGGGACACCUGGAUGCCCUGGGACUGCUGCACGCCUCGUUCCCAGACCAGGAGCUGAGGAGGACCGCGGUCCAGUGGAUGGACUCCAUCUCUGACCCGGAACUGCUGGAUAUUCUUCCUCAGCUGGUCCAGGCUCUGAAGUACGAGUGCUACCUGGACAGUUCUCUGGUCCGGUUCCUCCUCCGGAGAGCCAUCGGAGACGUUCGGAUCGCCCACUACCUGUUCUGGCUGCUGAAGGACAACCUCCAGGACAGUCAGUUCAGUGCUCGCUAUCAGCACCUGCUGGCCGCUCUGCUCUGCUGCGUCGGCCGAGGCCUCCGGGACGAGUUGGACCGCCAGUGCUGGCUGGUCUCCAUCCUCACCAAGGUGGCCCACAAGGUCCGAGAUGGGGCACCGUCCAGCCGACAGUGUGUCCUCAGAGAAGGUCUGGAGGAAAUGAAUCAGUUCUUCUCGGUGAACAGCAGCUGUAGACUCCCUCUGAACCCGGCGCUGCUUGUCACAGGAAUCAACAUCCAGUCAUGUUCCUUCUUCAACUCCAACGCCGUCCCCCUCAAACUGUCCUUCCAGAACCUGGACCCUCUGGGAGACAACAUCAACGUCAUCUUCAAGUCAGGAGACGACCUGAGGCAGGACAUGCUGACGCUGCAGAUGAUCCGCAUCAUGAACAAGAUCUGGAUCCAGGAAGGUCUGGACAUGAGGAUGGUCAUCUUCAGAUGCUUCUCCACCGGCAGAGGACGAGGGAUGGUGGAGAUGAUUCCUCAUGCUGACACGCUGAGGAAGAUCCAGGUGGAACAUGGAGUCACAGGAUCCUUCAAAGACCGACCGCUGGCCGACUGGCUGCAGAAACACAACCCCACUGACGAGCAGUACGACAAGGCGGUGGAGAACUUCAUCUACUCGUGUGCCGGCUGCUGCGUGGCGACCUACGUUCUGGGAAUCUGCGACCGCCACAACGACAACAUCAUGCUGAAGACCAGCGGUCACAUGUUCCACAUCGACUUCGGGAAGUUUCUGGGACACGCACAGAUGUUCGGGAACAUCAAGCGAGACCGCGCCCCCUUCGUCUUCACCUCUGAUAUGGCCUACGUCAUCAACGGAGGAGACAAACCUUCCAGCCGCUUCCACGACUUCGUGGAUCUCUGCUGUGAAGCGUACAACCUGAUUCGCAAACACACACACCUGUUCCUCAACCUGCUGGGCCUGAUGUUGUCCUGUGGGAUUCCUGAACUCUCUGAUCUGGAGGACCUGAAGUAUGUCUAUGAUGCUCUUAGACCUCAUGAGUCUGAAGCUGAUGCCACCAUGUACUUCACCAGGUUGAUCGAGUCGAGUCUCGGCAGCGUCGCGACCAAACUGAACUUCUUCAUCCAUAAUCUGGCUCAGAUGAAGUUUGCGUCGUCAGAGGAUCGUCCCACAUUGUCCUUCGCUCCCCGAAUCCACACGGCGAAGAGCGACGGCCUCAUCAGGAACCUCUACAUCUGCAGACACAUCCGCCCUGCCAGUAAAGGAUAUGCGUUUGUGGUCAAAGUGGAGCGAGAAGCUCAGCAGGAGGUCCAGCUGGUCCAGAGGAGCUUCGAGGAGUUUCAUGAACUUCACAGCAAACUGAGGCUUAUGUUCCCCUCAUCCAAACUGCCCAGCUUCCCCAGCCGCUUUGUGAUUGGACGUUCCCGUGGCGAGGCGAUGGCGGACAGGAGGAAGGACGAGCUGAACGGUUACGUCUGGCACCUGAUCCACGCGGCGUCGGAGGUCGCCCAGUGCGACCUAGUUUACACCUUCUUUCACCCGCUGCCCAGAGACGACACAACAGGAACAUCCAGCAGCAAACAAGCAGAGAUCUCCUGGUCUCCAGCUUCAGGAAAGGAACUCGGUGAAGUCAAACUGUCCAUCUCCUACAAGAACGACAAACUCUUCAUCAUGGUGAUGCACAUCCGAGGCCUGCAGCCCCUCCAGGAUGGUACAGAUCCUGAUCCCUACGUGAAGCUCUACCUGCUGCCAGACCCCCAGAAGACGAGCAAGAGGAAGACGAAGGCGGCACGUCGCACCUGUAACCCCACCUACAACGAGAUGGUGCGUUUCAGUGAUGUCAUAGAGGAGUUCUUCCUGGGUUCUGAGGACCGUCGGGGUCCAUGGGAGGAGUUAGCUCGUGAUCGUUGUCGUUUCCUGCGUCGCUGCCAGGAGGUGGAGCAGAGCAUCUCCUACGUGUUGCAGCCACAGCACCGUCGCAGCAUGCAGCAGCGCAUGGACGCCUCCCUGCAGGACGUAUGAGGAGCUGCAGAGGAGCAGCUCAGACUGAUGCAGCUGUCAGCCCAAACAUGCAGCGAUGCAGGAGUCACAGUUAAGUUGGUAUUAUUAAGGUGGUAUUGAGGUGUUAAUGAAGGUGGUAUUAUUAAGGUGGUAUUGGGUUUGAAGGGCUCGUGUUCGCUGUGAGGAACCCUGAGGAACGUCUCCAGGUCUGCUGUCUCCAGCUGCUGCAGAUUAUUUUUCUAACCCAGAGGAGGACUUGAUGUUCAGCAGAAGCUCAGAGACGUUUGAUGGACCGAUGGAUGGAGUUUAUCUCCAGAAGAUCUUUAAUUAAUUAAUGACUUUAUCUCCAAGAGAUCUUUAAUUAAUUUGGUUUGUUUCUCAUCAGUUCCAGAAGUAUGAAAAUUAACUCCUGAUGUUUAUCAGAAAUAUUCUCAUUUAAAACAACCAAUCAACAGUUAAAGAUUUAAGUUUGGUAUGAUGGAAGUACAACAGGAUGUACUCCUGAUUGAUCAGCUGCUGAUCAGUUCAGUAUUAAUCUGAUUGAUCAGCUGCUGAUUGAUCAGUUUAGUAUUAAUUUGAUUGAUCAGUAUUUCUGGUUUCUUUCUUCUGACAGUAAACUGCAGGAAGCUGAUCCUCAUUUAUUAUUUAGAGUCCAACAACUGAUUGAUGGAUCAGAGUCCUUGAUGGAUCAGAGUCAUUGAUCGAUCAGAGUCAUUGAUCGAUCAGAGUCCUUGAUCGAUCAGAAUAUUGAUCGAUCAGAAUAUUGAUCGAUCAGUCAUUGAUCGAUCAGAGUCAUUGAUCGAUCAGAAUAUUGAUUGAUCAGUCAUUGAUGGAUCAGAGUCCUUGAUCGAUCAGAGUCAUUGAUCGAUCAGAGUCAUUGAUCGAUCAGAGUCCUUGAUCGAUCAGAAUAUUGAUCGAUCAGUCGUUGAUCGAUCAGAGUCAUUGAUCGAUCAGAAUAUUGAUUGAUCAGUCAUUGAUGGAUCAGAGUCAUUGAUCGAUCAGCUGCACUGCUUCCUGUUUAAAGCCAAAGAUCACUAAUCACCAGUAAUCAAUAAUCAGUUCUAAUCAGUCUGAUCGAGUCACUGUGCUGUGAGUCCAUGAGCUGAACGUCCAGCAGGAGGCACCGCCACAUGUUCACAUGUUCUAAUGUUCCAGAUGUUCACAUGUUCCACGUGUUCACAUGUUCCAGUUGAUGGUAGCUCCAGAUGUAUGGAAAGUUCCAGAACAUUUGCUUCUGGAGCUUUCCACACAGGAACCAAACCCUAACCAUGAACAUGUUGACAUGAAUGUUGGACCAGAACAUCUGGUCCAGAUGUUGAGAUCCAAAUGUUCUGGUCCAGAUGUUCUGGUCCAGAUGUUCUGGUCCAAAUGUUGACAUCCAGAUGUUCUGCUUCAGACCUUCUGGUCCAGAUGUGUUCAGGACUUUAAUGCUGAGCUGGAAGCAGAAACUGCAGAAAGGAUUUCUCCACAAAUCUUUUUUGAACAGGACGUUAGUUUGUGAGUUUAAACAGAACAUUAAAUAGUCGGAUCAAUAGACAGUCGGAACAUUAAACAGUCGGACAUUAAACAGUCGGAACAUUAAACGGAACAUGAAACAGUCGGAACAGUAAAACAGAACAUUAAACAUUCUGAACAUUAAACAGUCAGAACAUUAAAGCAGCAUUAAACUGUCGGAACAAUAAAACAACAUUAAACAGUCGAAACAAUAAACGGAACAUUAAACAGUCGGAACAUUAAAACAGCAAUAAACAGUCGGAACAAUAGACAGUCGGAACAUUAAACAGAACAUUAAACAGACCACGAAAGAGUCGAAACAUUAAACAGAACAUGAAAGAGUCGGAACAUUAAACAGAACAUCAAACAGUGGGAACAUCAGACAGUGGGAACAUUAAACAGUCGGAACAUUAAAACAUCAAACAGUGGGAACAUUAAACAGUCGGAACAAUAAAACAACAUUAAACAGUCGAAACAAUAAACGGAACAUUAAACAGUCGGAACAUUAAAACAGCAAUAAACAGUCGGAACAAUAGACAGUCGAAACAUUAAACAGAACAUCAAACAGUAGGAACAUCAGACAGUGGGAACAUUAAACAGUCGGAACAUUAAAACAGAACAUUAAACAAUCGGAACAUUAAAACAUCAAACAGUGGGAACAUUAAACAGAACAUUAAAACAACAUUAAACAGUCGGAACAUUAAAACAUCAAACAGUGGGAACAUUAAACAGUCGGAACAUUAAAACAACAUUAAACAGUCGGAAUAUUUAAACAUCAAACAGUGGGAACAUUAAACAGUCGGAACAUUAAAGCAUCAAACAGUGGGAACAUUAAACAGUCGGAACAUUAAAACAACAUUAAACAGUCGGAACAUUAAAACAUCAAACAGUGGGAACAUUAAACAGUCGGAACAUUAAAACAACAUUAAACAGUCGGAACAUUAAAACAUCAAACAGUGGGAACAUUAAACAGUCGGAACAUUAAAACAACAUUAAACAGUCGGAAUAUUUAAACAUCAAACAGUGGGAACAUUAAACAGUCGGAACAUUAAAGCAUCAAACAGUGGGAACAUUAAACAGUCGGAACAUUAAAACAACAUUAAACAGUCGGAACAUUAAAACAUCAAACAGUGGGAACAUUAAACAGUCGGAACAUUAAAACAACAUUAAACAGUCGGAACAUUAAAACAUCAAACAGUGGGAACAUUAAACAGUCGGAACAUUAAAACAACAUUAAACAGUCGGAAUAUUUAAACAUCAAACAGUGGGAACAUUAAACAGUCGGAACAUUAAAAUAGGAAAAAAAGACUGAAAAAUUAAAGAACCAAACUUUCGGGUUCCUGUUGGAGCUAAAAGGUUCUCCUGGAAAACUUCAGAACUCUGAAGGAGAACUUCAGCUGGACGUUCAGUUCACAUUAAUGAAGGUUUCUGCAGGAUCCACGGCCACACGCUAACAUGCUAACAGGCGUGUUGGAGCUCCAGGAUGGACAUGUGUUGAAUGUGACAUCCGUGUUUGUGAGGACAUAAAGGCUGAACCCUCAGAGGAGCUCCAUUGUUAUUUUGGAAAAGCAUUUUAUUUUUCUAACGUUUGGUUUGUUUGGUUCUGUUUAAUCUGCUGAGAUCAACAAGAAUAAAUCAAUAUUUAACGAUCA
Molecule: messenger RNA, 8389 nt
Organism: Amphiprion ocellaris (clown anemonefish)
Lineage: Eukaryota; Metazoa; Chordata; Actinopteri; Pomacentridae
Gene: pik3c2b
Product: phosphatidylinositol-4-phosphate 3-kinase, catalytic subunit type 2 beta
Exons: 35
Coding region: 372-5264 (1630 amino acids)
Biological process (GO): phosphatidylinositol 3-kinase/protein kinase B signal transduction; phosphatidylinositol-mediated signaling; cell migration
Cellular component (GO): phosphatidylinositol 3-kinase complex; plasma membrane; cytoplasm
Molecular function (GO): 1-phosphatidylinositol-3-kinase activity; 1-phosphatidylinositol-4-phosphate 3-kinase activity; phosphatidylinositol binding
Source: RefSeq, a predicted model, not a curated record